AUGAAGCCUGCAAAGAAGGUAGAUAUUCGUGAUUAUCUCAAAAGGCAUCCUGACCUACGAGUUAAAGAUUUAGAUAAAGAGGCCUGGUACUGGAGCGAUUUUUCCAACCAAAAGAAUUUCAAUCCAAAAUUAUUUAACGAAAUACUCAAGUUUUGGUCAAAUGUCUUGGUUGAAACAAGUAAACGCGGCUGGUUGGGUGAAGAUAUUCUAUGUAUUAAUCGUGAAGGUUUAGAAGAAAUAUUUUCCGUGUAUAACGGGAUUUCUCCAGCAGGCUUAAAUUUUGAAGAUUAUCAUUCUUCCAUGUCAUCGAAUCAUUCUUGGUCAGGAUGGAUUUUACAUUCAUUAUUGUGGGGAUUACAAAAAGUGACGGGUUCUAAUAAUGUUUUAGAUGCGAAAAAAUUUGUAAUUAUGCCUACUUUAAAGGAGGCUGCAGAACACGUUCUUCAACAUCACGAGAAAAAUGCAAUCCAUGGAAUCACGGAUAACCUUUAUACUUUAACUUCAUUUAAGGCCGAGUACGCUUCCUUGGCUGUUCCAAACGUCGUAUUAUCAGAUACAGACCUUACGAUGUUGGUAUAUUAUCUAGAAUUUGAUCAAAGAAUGUUAAUUACAGAAGCUUGGCAUGGAACAUCAAGUGAGGAAAAAGAAGAUGAAAUUAUAAUUAAAAUACGAUCUAAAAAAGAAAAAUAUCUUUCCAAACUUGAAUUUACUAAAUCUGAUCGUGGAAUUAUUUGUAUUAAAGAAACGAGUAAGAAAUUACGUAAACAAGUCGAAGAUGUCGAAAAUAAAAUGGCAGACUUGAAUAAGAAGAUAACUGGAUAUUUAAUUCGUAAACAAAAAGUGCAAGCGAAAUAUUCUUUAAGACAAAAAAAGAAUCUUGAACAUAUCUUAUCAAAAAGAAUGGGUUCUUUGGAUGCAAUCGAGGGAGUUCUUUUGAAAAUUCAAGGAGCUGCAAGUGAUACUGAAAUCAUAGAUAUGUAUGGUUUAGGAGCAGAUGCUUUGAAAGGUGUUUUGGCCUCCGAAGGAAUAACUACUGAAUCUGUGGAUGCUACAAUGGAUAAACUACAGGAUGCCCUUGCAGAUCAAAAAGAAAUAGAUGAUGCAAUGAAAGUGAAUCAGACUUUGAUCGAAGCAUCACUUGAAAUAGAUGAAGAAUUAGAGAAAGAACUAGAGGCAUUAUUGGAGGAAGAGGAGUCCAUUAAAUCAACACCAACGAAACAACCAGUGCUUCAACCGGUCACAGAUACUACUGUGUCUCAACCAAUUGAGGAAUCUACAGAGAAGAAUGUUAUUGAUAAAGAACUGGAGGAACUAGAAAUGAUGUUUUCAGAAAUGGAAGCUGCACCUCAACAUACUCCUAGAAUUAUUGAUAGUAAUUCACAAAAGGAAGAAAUAAUGCUUACUUCGGAAUGA
Molecule: messenger RNA, 1413 nt
Organism: Funneliformis geosporum
Lineage: Eukaryota; Fungi; Glomeromycota; Glomeromycetes; Glomerales; Glomeraceae
Source: the annotation of a GenBank genome assembly